AUGAGUUUUCUCAAGAAAUUAUUGAAGGCUGGCGAAAGACGCAAAGGUCCCGAGGAAGAGAAAAGUGUUCCUGAUAGUAAGAUAGAGGGCCAAAUCAAUAUAAGAGACAUACAAGAACAAUUGACAGCUGCGACUAAUUUUCCAUUGAGUGAAUUAACAUCAACGGGAAGUGGUUCACAAAAUUUUUCGAUCCAACCUGUCAGCGGCUUUCAAGGUAUUCUUAAUAACAUCAACGCACCACAUACUCAAUUCCAAUUCCCUGGAGACUUCAAAGACCCCCAAUAUAUAUUUGUGCAGUAUCUUUAUGAUAUCUGUGUUGGUAAAGGAUGGCUCAAGUUAGUGGAUCCAUUGGAGCCAUGUGUGAUGAAGAAAAAUCACAAAGACGGAAGUAAGAUUCAUUACAGAUACCUACCUCCAUGUGAUAAUCUCGGUGAGGGGUCUUUUGUGGACCUUGUGGCACGUUAUCUACGUGCUGAAAUUGCAGUCAAAGUUUCGUUUCCCCUUAUUCAUGCUGUUCUUGAGACAGUCAGACCAGAGGAUGGUGUGAUUCCCAUAGAUUUAGAUCAUAGAAUCCAAAUUCUUGAUUCUAUCCAAGAGAUUCCCUUUGCUAGCAAAUACCAUUACUGCGCUUUUAUUAGAGACGAGAAGAGUUUUGUUGUGUGGGGAUCUACCAUUCAACAAGUGCUUACUUUUUUGAAUCAGAUUGAGAAAAGAUUGAUCAAUUUUGUUUGGGAUGCUGGCAACGCAGUUAACGAAAAAAGAACCAACUAUAUUCCCAGAGUCACUUUUGUUAAUGGUCUUGACUCCUCUGACGAGGAGACUAGCCUGGCCAAGAGAAAUUCUGUCCGGGCUGAAACAGAGGCUGUUUCUGGAUCAACAAGCUCAGAAGAAUCAAACUCUACAGCAGAGUUUGAUAUAGAAAAACAAUACGAGGAAAGGCCAAUCUUCUUUGUACAUUCAGUGAUCAUUGCAUUAGCAGUAAUUGUCCUUAUGGCUUUCAUAGGCAUGUUUGUGUCGCAAUUGAUUAGAAUCAUCGUGACGGAAAACUAUUGGAUAAUUUUGGUAAGUAUCCUAUACAUUCCAGUGAUUUUUCUUUUCUGUGGGUUUUUUGCUACAUCUGUGGUCUCUGUUUUUGUCUUUAUUCUAGGACCAGUGUCACAACUCGAAAAGAACUCAUAUUCAUACUCCGUGAAACGUUCGCCUCGCUUGAAACCAAAAAACGGAGUAUUGCCUCACAUAACUAUCCAGUGUCCCGUCUACAAAGAAGGGUUGCUGACUGUGUUGAAGCCUACCUUUGAAAGCGUUCAAAAAGCCAUCCAUACUUACGAACUUCAAGGUGGUUCUGCUAAUAUUUUCAUUAAUGAUGAUGGACUUCAAGUGAUUCCAAAGAGUGACGCUUUGGAAAGGAUACAGUACUAUGAAGAGAAUGGAUUUGGCUACGUAGCUCGCCCUGGUCAUAACGUUGAUGGAUUUAUCAGAAAGGGGAGAUUCAAAAAGGCCUCUAACAUGAACUACUGCUUACACAUUUCAAACUUGGUGGACGGAAAAUUUGAUGAAAUUAGGGGCGAAACCACUUCUUGGGACCCAAAGCAAGAGUCAGCUUCAUACUUGAAAGCUUUGGAAUUGGUUGUUCAAGAGGAAGGUCGAUGCUGGGCUGGAGGAGAUAUCCUAUUGGGAGAGCUCAUUUUGAUCAUAGACUCUGACACGAGAAUACCAGAAGAUUGUUUUUUAGAUGCAGCAUCAGAAAUGCAUGCAUGUCCUGACGUGGGGAUACUACAACAUGCUUCGGGGGUAAUGAUGGUUGUGAAUGAUUACUGGGAACAAAUGAUUGCUUGGUUUACUGAAUUGAUUUAUUUUUCUAUUUCUUAUGUUUCGGCAAGUGGAGCUGAUACAGCAGCUUUUGUCGGCCAUAAUGCUUUCUUGAGAUGGCAGGCAAUACAAGAAUGUGCAUAUGUUGAUGAAGAUGAUAACAGAGUCAAGUACUGGUCAGAAUCUCAUGUUUCAGAAGACUUUGAAAUUGUCUUUAAAACUUGGUGCGUUAGGAUACAUAGUACGUUUGGCUACUUAUCAUGA
Molecule: messenger RNA, 2073 nt
Organism: Clavispora lusitaniae ATCC 42720
Lineage: Eukaryota; Fungi; Ascomycota; Pichiomycetes; Serinales; Metschnikowiaceae
Product: glycosyltransferase family 2 protein
Source: RefSeq, a predicted model, not a curated record